GGGCACAUCGGAGUUCACCACCCUCGCGAAAUGUUUAGAAUAGAACGAGAUUAUAGCGGGGGCGAGUUGCCACAAUUCACAGCCGUAUACCCUCUUGAGCUCGAGGGCCGAGUGCGUUCUUCACGUCUAUCCUUGUUUCUUAAUCAGCUGAUUUGCGAUAGAUAA
Molecule: messenger RNA, 165 nt
Organism: Coniophora puteana RWD-64-598 SS2
Lineage: Eukaryota; Fungi; Basidiomycota; Agaricomycetes; Boletales; Coniophoraceae
Exons: 1
Source: RefSeq, a predicted model, not a curated record